Molecule: messenger RNA, 1563 nt
Organism: Leptidea sinapis
Lineage: Eukaryota; Metazoa; Arthropoda; Insecta; Lepidoptera; Pieridae
Gene: Pop2
Product: CCR4-NOT transcription complex subunit 7
Exons: 8
Coding region: 371-1237 (288 amino acids)
Cellular component (GO): CCR4-NOT complex; P-body; CCR4-NOT core complex
Molecular function (GO): nucleic acid binding; poly(A)-specific ribonuclease activity
Source: RefSeq, a predicted model, not a curated record
AAAAGUAAUUAGUUCGAAUUUUUUUUAUUGCUUAUUUAUGUACAUAUUUAGGUAUGUAGUGUAACUUUAACAGCGAUUGUUGUUUUGGCUUGUUUUAUUGUGCUACGAUAAUGUUUUACUUCCUUAAGCGUCACAAUAAAUUUCCGUUUUUUGUAAAAAUAUAUAACAGUCGACCAUACCUUGUCCUAAAUUAAUGGUGAUUUCCUUUAACAUAAAAUAAGAUACAUCGAUACUACUACAAGCAACAACAAUAAUUUGCCAACACUCAAAUCACAUCUAUUCCGUAUUAUUUGAAUACAGCCUGAAAAAGUAAUAAACACGCCAUCCAAAACCUCAUGUGAAGAGUCUAGAACUAGAAAAGCGCUUUAAGAUGCCUGCUGCCAGCUUUGCCUUCCCUCAGCCGUCAAGUGAUGGAGAUUGCGGAAUAAAAGAUGUUUGGAACCACAAUUUACAUGAAGAAUUUCAAUAUAUCCGCCAGGUAGUUCAGAAAUACCAUUGGGUUGCUAUGGACACAGAAUUUCCUGGUGUAGUUGCAAGACCAAUUGGUGAAUUUAGAUCGACAGCAGAUUAUCAGUACCAGUUACUAAGAUGCAAUGUGGACUUACUACGAAUUAUCCAACUUGGAUUAACAUUCAUGGAUGAAAAUGGUAAAACCCCUCCGGGCUAUACAACUUGGCAAUUUAAUUUUAAAUUCAAUUUACAGGAAGAUAUGUAUGCACAAGAUUCUAUUGAUUUGCUACAAAACUCUGGUCUUCAGUUUAGAAAGCAUGAAGAAGAUGGAAUAGAGCCUCUUGAGUUUGCAGAACUAUUGAUGACUUCAGGACUUGUGUUGAUGGACAACAUUAAAUGGCUAAGUUUUCACUCCGGCUAUGACUUUGGCUAUUUAUUAAAAUUAUUGACGGAUCAGAACCUACCUCAAGAUGAAAACGACUUUUUUGAUAGUCUACGAUUAUAUUUUCCAACGGUUUAUGAUGUUAAGUACCUAAUGAAACUGUGUAAGAAUUUAAAGGGUGGUUUGCAAGAAGUAGCUGAUCAACUUGAACUGAGAAGAGUUGGACCCCAACAUCAGGCGGGGUCUGAUUCUCAUUUGACAGGAAUGGCGUUUUUUAAAAUCAAAGAGAUAUUUUUCGAUGACAACAUAGAGAGCUCUAGUGGCCAUCUUUAUGGAUUAGGUGCUCCAUUUUCAGUCAAUUCCAACAGUUUCCAAGAUAAUGGUGAGAACGGAAAUUCGUCUUGAUCCUUGCAGGCUGACAAAGUGACAUAACCAAACCUGAAGUGCUCAGUCUAACAUAAUGAAAAAUUAUCAUGAUCCGGUAACCAAACAGACAAACCGAAUAUAUAAGUAUCUCACAAUAUUUUAGAAGUGAUCAAAAACUGAAAUUGGCAAAAUUAUUAGUGUCACAUAGAAUCUAUACCUGGGAGUAAGAAUAAACAUUGUAUCAUUAACACAGAGUAUAGAUGUCAAAGAUGAUGUUAAUUGAUGCAAAAAUCAAGACUGCUUAGUAGAAAAAAAAAUCAAGAAAAUGGAAUCAUAUCAAUCAUUAAACAUACAUUAUAUUUUGA